Molecule: messenger RNA, 1373 nt
Organism: Apis mellifera (honey bee)
Lineage: Eukaryota; Metazoa; Arthropoda; Insecta; Hymenoptera; Apidae
Product: dnaJ homolog subfamily C member 8
Exons: 6
Coding region: 76-849 (257 amino acids)
Cellular component (GO): nucleus
Source: RefSeq, a predicted model, not a curated record
AAAAAUGAAUUUACUCGAAAUGUUAAGUUUUAACAGGCGGCACUACUAACAGCAUGGAAGUUAGUAACAAUCAAAAUGGCUGCUACCAACUCGAAUAUAUCCAGUGAUAGUCCAACUAAGAAAGAGGACGAAUUCAAUGAAUUUUAUUCCGAAGUAAAAGAAAUAGAAAAAAGAGAUUCGGUCUUAACUCCUAAACAACAAAUCGACAGAUUAUUACGACCCGGAUCAUCUUAUUUUAAUUUAAAUCCUUUUGAAGUAUUACAAAUUGAUCCAUCCACAUCUAUAGAUGAAAUCAAAAAAAAAUAUCGACGUAUGUCGAUUCUUGUACAUCCUGAUAAAAAUCAAGAUGAUGCAGAACGUGCACAACAAGCAUUCGAAAUUGUUAACAAAGCAUGGAAAACAUUGGAAAAUGAAGAAACUAGAGCUAAAUGCAUGGAUGUUAUUGAAGAAGCAAAAGCUAGAACUGAUCAUAUGAUUGCAGAAAAAAAGAAAAAAAUGAAAAAAGAAGGAAAAACAGAAAGUGCAAAUAUACUUGAAGAAGAAACAGAAGAAGGUUACAAGCAUGCAGUUUGGGUUAUGACAAUGAAACUCUUUGCUGAUAUGGAAAGAAGAAGGAGAGAAUUAGCAACUAGAGAUGCAGAACAACGUAAAAGGAAACGAGAAGAAGAAUUAUCUGCAGAAGCACAAGCUGCAUUAGAACGUGAGUGGCAAAAAAAUUUUGAGGAAUCUCGACAAUCAAGAGUUGAUAGUUGGAAAGCUUUUCAAUCUGGUGCUAAUGCCACAAAACAAAAGAAAGCAAAAAAAUUAAAAGCUUUUAGGCCUCCUAAAACGAAAGCUGAAUCACGAUAAUUAUAUAAUUGUUCCUGAUGCCUGACAUAGAUUCUUUCAUUUGAUAUAUUUCAUACUUCUUGCAAAAAAAAAAGUAGUUUAAAUAGCAUGUUCUCACUAUGUGAUAUCAGAUUUCUGAAUUUAUUAAAACUAAUUGGAAUUGUUCUUGUUUAAAAUUUAUUUGUUAAUUAAAAAUUUGCGAUUUAAAUCUAGUUAAAUAUACAUCAAAAUCAGGUAUCAAAGUAGAGAAUUAGUUGUAAACAGAAUGAAUACAUUGAGCAGCAAAGUGUGAGUAUGGUUAAUGUAUGUAUCUUAAGAAUAAUUUGUAUGUUUGUUGAAUGUAUAUGUAUGUAUGAACGUAUAUAGUUGUGAUAUACUUACAUGGCCCGAGUAAGUAACUUUAAUAUAAUACCUUAACCUGAUCUAAUUAUUGCAUAAAACUUAAGAUUAUAUACAUUUGUAUUAUAAAUUGUUGGAUAACAAAUGUCAAUUUUAUGAUAUACAUGUACCUCAUAUUUUUAUCUGAAAUAUACAAUGACAUGAUA